CCAUACUGAGGUUGGUGUUCUAAGUGUCGGCAGACUUUUCUUAGCGGAUGUAGAAUUAUUGCGAAUUGAAUUAUGGGGCGUAAUCAGGCCCGAAUUUGAACAUAAUUAUAUACUCUCAAACUCGAUCAAAAAUGAAGGCUGAGGGCCUUACGUUGCAGACUUCCUUUGUUUGUCUAAUCGUUUGGACAGACAUCCAAGAUGGUGACUGGGAUACCCCCAAGGGCAUAAGGCGAGGCUAAACUGGUGGACAAUGGACCUGAUCGGACAGCUCAGAGCCUCUGCUCUUUUCUGUCCAUAAAACGAGGGUGUGUCUUUUAUGAGUAUGAAACGCAGCCAAGGUCACAAGAUGACUAUACAAUGUUAACUUCGGCUGUGAGUGCCUGGGGGAAAAAAUCAACAUCUAAGACAGCUCAUGGAAACAUUCUAUUGAUAUUUUUGGUAUAAAGGUGAUAACGAAAGUGUCGUUUUGAGAAGAACAUUUUCAAAAUUCCCAAAUGGGGACGUCAAUUGGAAUUGUCUUUCUGGGCUCGGCGUCAGUUAAACUGCAGUACCGCCAGUCUCCUAUGGGUACAUGGGAUGGCGUACUUCCCAAACGGAACCCUGGCAUCAAAACGCGAUGACUUCAAAUCCGCCUCGAUUUCCGUUUCAUUGACAUACGGGAACAGGAACCACAACAGUAGCUGGCUGGUGGCCCAAAACAUUGAAAAAAAUCUAACUUUCAAAGGGCUUGUGCCUGAGUCCGACCUACGUGGAUGGAAGUGGAGAUUGCGUUCGAGAUGGGUCCUGAGAGAAUCUUACCGAACUCUGAGGAGGAGCUAGGCCAGGAGCGGCCGUCGGACGCUGGGGUGCCUGAGGUGGGCGGGGAGUGGAGUGGAGAGGAGGAGGAUGAUAAUGGAGGUUACUAUUACCAGCCACUAAACCAGGACCCUGAUGGACUAAAUGCUGCACCAGGGGACCAUCCUGAGGAUAUGCCCCCAGUAGCAGAGCAACUGCAAGAAGUCCAGGAGAGAAUAGAGUUGAUGGGCUUGCAUCUUCCCCAGCCCCCUCCCCCAGAUAGUGAUGAAGACCCAGAAGGAGCACACAGCAGCGCAGCCUCCAUCCCCAUGGAUGAAGACCACGUGGAGCUGGUGAAGAGGACCAUGGCAGCAGUGGCCCUGCCCUCUCUGGCCAUCCCGGCCUGGGCUCAGGAGAUCUCGGACGACCAGUGGAAGGACAUGGUCCAGCAGACACUCCAGACUCGCCAAAGCUCAGAAGGCCUGAGGCUAGAGCACAAAUAAGACUGAAUUGCCUCCUUCCCUCAGUCUGUCUUUAACUCUGUCCUGCAUUUCACCAACACACUUACCCCAGGGGAGUCUGCACUGAGGUCCUCUCUGAGCAGGUGUUAGGUGUCUCAAUUCUCAAGAGAUUGAACUCCUAUAAGUCCAAUUCUCAUUAGAUGAUAUUUCUGAUGAAUAUUUGUUUUUCAAAGGAGGCUCUUGGUACCUACUACACCUAACCUGCUGCUUAAGGUCAUUUGUAGGGUUUGUGAAGGAGUUUGAAUGAGUAUAGUAUAUUUUGUCUCUCAGAUCAGGCAAAUUCUUACCGUUUCUGCCCUGGAGGAGCUUGAAUCAGUGUACUGGAGUACGUAUUAUGAGGCUCAAUGACAGUUUGGCCUUGAGUACAGAAGCACUAUUAUACCCCCCCCCCCAAAUGCUUCCUGAGACAUUCCAACCACCCUUUCCAACAUCAGAUUACCUUUGUUUGUUUUUGUAAUACUUUCUAUUGGUUGUGAUUACCAUAUUAUAAUACUAUUAAAUCAGUUUUUGUUGAACGUAAUAUAUAAGCUGUCCGGUUUAUUAGGUACACCACCCAUUCCAGAAAAUUGAUAAGAUUCUACAGACAGUGAGUCAUGUGGCUUGCUAUAUAAAGCAGGCCUUCAGUUACUGUUAGAAUGGGCAAAACGAGUGACCUAAGCGACUUAGAGCUUGGUAUGAUCGUCAGUUCCAGUAUCUCAGAAACUGCUGCCUUCAUGGGCUUACUGAGAAUGGAGCGACAAACAAAAACAUCCAGUCAGCGAAAACAUCUCGGAACACACAACUCGUUGAUCCUUGUCACGGAUGGACUAUUGCAGCAGACGACCGCACCGGGUUCUACUCAUAUCAGCUAAAAAACAAGAAGUGGCUCCAGUGGGCAUGUGAUCGCCAUCACUGGACAAUUGGUGAUUGGUAGAAUAUUGCCUGCUCUGACGAAACCUGGUUCCCCAUGCUAAUAGCAGUCAGGAUUUGGCGUAAGCAUGAGACCAUGGACCUAUCCUGCCUGGUGUCAAUGGUAAAGGCUGGUGGCGGUGGUGUGCCGCCGUCCAAUCUGUAGCGACGGCAUGUUGCUAUAGCGUUAGCAUGGACCAACAUCCCUGUGGUACUUUUCCAACUCAUAGAAUCCACCCCCAGAAUAAUUGAGGCUGUUCUGGAGAGAAACGGGACUCUGACCGGUACUAGAUGAGUGUACCUAAUAAACUGGCCAGUGAGUAUAUGGGCAUAAAUUAAUGGAAAUUUCCGAGUCUUUCUUGACCCUAUGCAGAAUUCAUGGUACAUUAGCUAGUUCAAUCAAUGAUGGAUAUUGUUUGUGAGGAUAACAGAUUCCCAAACUCAAUGGAUGUCCACAAUUUUUUACUUUAUUUUGUUCUGUACAUACAUGAACAUCUGUACAAAAUAUGACUUUCAUACUAUGUAAUGCUCUACCUAAUUAAAGUACAACAUAUGUACAUAUGA
Molecule: messenger RNA, 2747 nt
Organism: Oncorhynchus tshawytscha (Chinook salmon)
Lineage: Eukaryota; Metazoa; Chordata; Actinopteri; Salmoniformes; Salmonidae
Product: male-enhanced antigen 1
Exons: 4
Coding region: 753-1277 (174 amino acids)
Biological process (GO): spermatogenesis
Source: RefSeq, a predicted model, not a curated record